This is a messenger RNA of Beta vulgaris subsp. vulgaris (sugar beet), 4583 nucleotides long. RefSeq names its product helicase-like transcription factor CHR28. Gene Ontology annotation, molecular function: ATP-dependent chromatin remodeler activity; ATP binding. The coding region runs from base 416 to 4159 and encodes 1247 amino acids. The transcript is spliced from 11 exons. NCBI's taxonomy places the organism in Eukaryota, Viridiplantae, Streptophyta, Magnoliopsida, Caryophyllales, Amaranthaceae. The record is from RefSeq and is a predicted model, not a curated record.
AAAGACGACUAUUGACUGGCAAUCACUUCACAUCACUUGCAGUCAGAGACAGUACAUAAUUUCUCCGAUUAAACGUAGAAAAAACUCCUGCCAAAACCAAACAGUCCUCUUAUUCGCCUUCUAAUUCCUUAACUUACGCUCCUUUUUCUCUCUCCUCACAUUUUUAAAUCUCUUUUCUUCUUUUUUUCCCACUUACCGCAAAUAAAAAAAAAGUUAAAGCAAAGAAAAAGUCUAUCUUUCUCUCUCUCUCUCAUCUCUUCAAAUUUCUCGAAACCCCUACGAAAUUUCCCCCUUUUUUCCCCUAAUUUUCUCUAUCCUACCAUAAGGAUCUUUCACUACGCGUCAUAUUUUAUGGAGGAAAAUCUUAAUUUGUGGUUUUUCGAUUACAAUUGAUUUUGAAUUUGAAUAUGUGUGUAUGUGUGUUUUUUCUCCGAUGAUGAUGGCGGCGGAGCAGGAGGGUUUUAAUUUUGGUAUGAUGAUGAAUAAUCAUGAUGAUGUUGAUGGUGGUGGUGGUAUGUUUCGUGAUGGUUAUGAUGAUGCUGUUGUUGAUUAUGAUGAUGAUGGAUUUGGGAUUGAUGCUGAUGAUUUCUACAGUAUUCUUAAUGAAGAUGUUACCGAUCAACCUGAAUUGCCGGUCAAUUCAUUUUAUCCACCAAGUGACAAUACCCAGGAGAGCAGGUCAGCAAUACAUAUUGACAAUCAUAUGGAUGCACACUUUCUAACAGAUUAUGGGGCUGCAAGUGAAAAUAGUGCUGAGACAGUGGAGGCUCGGGUGCAGAAUCCUAAUAUGUCUCCUCCAGAUAUGACUCUAAGUGGAGCUGAAGACACAUCAUUUAGAAUGAGUAAUGGUGCAGCUAAUAUAUGUCCAUUGCCCAACUUUUCUGAGACAGAAUGCUUUCCAUUAACACAGGAUUGGAUGAGCAUAUAUAAAUUGUCUUCGAGACCUGAUCAAAAUUUCCUUGAUGGUGUAAACUGUGACAUGGUGUCAACAAAUGAAGGAAUGAGGGGUAACAUGAAGAGUGAUAUAGAUAAUUAUCAAUCGUCUCAGCAAUAUUUGGAUACCAAGAGAGCUUCAGAAGCUCAAGUACGAGCAGCUGAUGUCCCAGCUUCAGAAGUUCGUAUGUAUGAUUUUUUUGAUGGCAAGGGGACUGAAUCAAUUUUCUACAGUAAUCAUCUUGUUCAACACGCUGACACCAUAAAUACUUUCGACAAUAGUAGUAGUAGUACGACGACAGAUGAGACUUCAGCUGAGCCAUAUUAUUGGAGACCGAAGAGCGAGUCAUGUCUGAAGCAAACACUUGAUCCCAAUGAUAUAGAGAAGAACAGAAUGCUUUUACUUAAUGGCUUUGAGUACAAGUCUUCUGAAGCAAACAAAGAAGGUUGUUUAGGUGGAUUUUCUUUUGGUUCUGGUGCUGGGAAGUUCCUCAGUUCUGCUGAAGUUCAGUAUGCUGGCCGUGUAGCUGGUGGUCCUGCUUUAUAUUGCCAUAGUCCUGCUAGUGACAGAAAAUAUUCAAAUGAGCAGCUCUUGGAUGAUCAACUAUCUCCUGCAGAUCUAUUUGUCAAAUUUGACAGCUCAUAUUACAAUUCUGAAGAAGAAUAUGCCAAGUCUCAACCUGCCACUGUAAAGCCUAAUUUACUGGAAGGUACUCUAGAGGCAAGCCAGACUUGUCUGUCAGAUGGCCGGAGUGAUAUUGAUGACAGCAAUGAUUUGUGCAUAAUUGAAACUAUGAGUGGACCUGCACGAAUUUGCCCUUUCCCUGCUCAUGGAAAGCCUGUUACCCUACAGCGCACACCAUUUAUUCCAGAGUGUUCGACCUCCAUCAAACCUCUUCAUCUAAUGGGCGCUAAUGGAGCAAAAUCGAAAGCAACUGAUGAACGUUUAAUUUUUCAAUCUCUAGUGCAGGAUCUCUCACAACCAAAGUCAGAGGCUACUCCACCAGAUGGCACCUUAGCAGUUCCUCUUUUGAGACACCAGCGAAUCGCUUUGUCCUGGAUGGUGCAAAAAGAAACAAACAGCUUGCAUUGCUCCGGAGGAAUUUUGGCAGAUGAUCAGGGGCUUGGGAAAACAGUGUCGACAAUUGCAUUGAUUUUGACAGAAAGGCGUACUGCUGGAACUUUGAUGGAAAAGGAACAAGGGGAGCCUGAAACACUGGAUUUGGAAGAGGAGGAUGACAAGCAGAUAGGAAAUAGAGUAACACCUUUUUCAGUAAGGGGUCGGCCUUCUGCUGGGACCCUUGUAGUGUGUCCUACUAGUGUGCUUAGGCAGUGGGCGGAAGAGCUCUGUAAUAAGGUCGCUAGUGAGGCUAAUCUUUCUGUAUGUGUUUAUCAUGGGAGUAAUCGGAUAAAGGAUCCCUAUGAACUGGCCAAAUAUGAUGUGGUGCUUACAACAUAUUCAAUUGUAAGCAUGGAGGUCCCAAAGCAGCCUGUGGUUCUUAAAGGUGGUAAUGAUGGACGAAAAUCAGAGGUUGAAGAUGUACCGAUUCAGUCCACCAAGAAAAGAAAGCACUCUUCAACAUCUGAUAAAAGACGUUCUAAAAGAGGAAUGGACAAUAUGUUGGUUGAUUCUGUUGUUCACCCUCUUGCAAGGGUGGGGUGGUUUAGAGUUGUACUUGAUGAGGCCCAGAGCAUCAAGAAUCACAGGACUCGAGUAGCCCAGGCCUGCUGGGGUCUUCGUGCUAAACGUCGGUGGUGCUUGUCGGGGACGCCUAUACAAAAUGCAGUAGAUGAUCUGUAUAGUUAUUUCCGAUUUCUCAAAUAUGAUCCUUAUUCUAUCUACAAUUCUUUCUGUUCCAUGGUUAAGAAUCAAAUCAGUAAAAAUCCGUCUAGAGGAUACCAGAAGCUACAAGCUGUUUUGAAGAAUAUCAUGUUACGUCGCACGAAAGGUACACUUCUGGAUGGGAAACCAAUCAUAAACUUACCACCUAAAUCCGUAAAGCUGAAGAAAGUGGAUUUUUCAGAGGAUGAAAGGGAUUUCUACAACAAGCUGGAGACUGAUUCUCGUGCACAAUUUCAAGCUUAUGCAGACUCUGGAACUGUUAAACAAAAUUAUGUUAACAUAUUAUUGAUGCUCUUACGACUUCGGCAAGCAUGCGAUCAUCCCUUUCUUGUUCAAGGCUAUGAUUCUAGUGCUGUUUUCAAGUCUUCCAUUCAUACAGCAAAGAAGCUACCCCGGGAACAGCUGAUCUCUCUUUUGAGUUGUCUGGAAGCUUGUCUGGCAAUUUGUGGCAUAUGCAAGGAUCCUCCUGAGGAUGCUGUUGUUAGCAUCUGUGGUCAUGUAUUCUGCAAUCAGUGCAUUUCUGAGCGUCUUACAGGUGAUGACAACGUGUGUCCUGCUACAAACUGCAAAUCAGAGCUCAAUGCAUCCUCUGUCUUCUCCAAAGGCACACUGAACAGCUGCAUGUCUGAUCAGGUUUGUCAUGACACCUCUCAAUGCUCUGCUGCUGCAUCCUCUGACCAAAGAGAGUUGAUCGAACCUCGGCCGCCUAGUCGAUUUGAGUCGUCUAAAAUUAAGGCAGCUCUUGAAGUCCUCCGUUCACUGUCAAAACCUCAUAUUUCUCUUCCUAAUAAUGUUUCAAUGCUACCGACUGUUACUGAUGCCAUCUUGGACAAAUCUGAUCCUUCCCCUUGUGAAGCUGAUACUGAAAGCUCUAGUGCCACCAAUGGUUUGGGUAAUGGAAUGUCUGACAUUAAGGAGAAAGCAAUUGUCUUCUCUCAGUGGACACGGAUGUUGGAUCUGCUUGAAGAUUGUCUGAAGGAGUCUUCUAUUCAGUACAGGCGGCUGGAUGGUACUAUGUCUGUUGCUGCCCGAGAUAAAGCAGUGCGAGAUUUUAACACUCUUCCAGAGGUAACUGUUAUGAUAAUGUCAUUAAAGGCGGCAAGUCUUGGGCUAAAUAUGGUGGCAGCUUGUCAUGUUCUUCUUUUGGAUCUUUGGUGGAACCCUACCACUGAGGACCAAGCAAUUGACAGGGCACAUCGUAUUGGACAGACUCGUCCUGUUACUGUAGUGAGACUGACUGUGAAAGAUACAGUUGAAGAUCGGAUCUUAGCUCUUCAGCAAAAGAAGAGAGAGCUUGUGGCGUCUGCCUUUGGUGAAGACGAAAAGGGCAGUCGUCAGAGUCGUCUUACAGUGCAGGAUUUGACAUACCUAUUUAUGGCAUGAGUUCAGUAGUGUCACUUGAAUAUGAUAUAUUUGUCAACUAACAUCAGUGCUUUCUUUCCUUAGUAUCAAGAAGAAUCCCUGACAAUAGAUGACAUCAAUGGACAGAGUAGAUAAAUUGGCUCCUUGAAGAAUAUAGGAUAUAGAGUAUAGGAUAGAAUUGAUUCAUUUUUCAGUUAUUGGUCAAAUGACCAUGCUUUUGUGAGCAUGCGAUACUGCCUUGUAUAGUUUAGCAUGUUUAGUGUCAGACCACAGAAAUUUUUUGGAGUUACAAUUGAAUGAAAUUUUUUGGAGUUCAGUCGGUAUAUAUAAUAUUUCUCUUUUCUGUCAACGUGUAUGUAGUGUUUGUUCCGAGUUGUUACAUUUGAUAGCCAAGGCUUUUUAUAUUAACUUCUAAUUUAUGUAUUUGCAGACGAUUUGUAAUGUG